Helicoverpa zea (corn earworm) is the source of this 1329-nucleotide messenger RNA. RefSeq lists its product as uncharacterized. NCBI's taxonomy places the organism in Eukaryota, Metazoa, Arthropoda, Insecta, Lepidoptera, Noctuidae. The transcript has a single exon. The record is from RefSeq and is a predicted model, not a curated record. The coding region runs from base 1 to 1329 and encodes 442 amino acids.
AUGUGUCUGCUAACGGCCUUUGUUGACCUUAACAAGGCAUUCGAUACUGUGAGCAGGGAGGGACUAUACGCUGUGCUGCAGAGGAUUGGCUGUCCACCGAAGCUGUUAAACCUAAUAAGGCUUUUCCAUGAAGACAUGAAAGCCUCUGUUGUUUUUAAGGGCAAUACAUCUGACCCGUUUGACAUGAGAAGAGGGGUCCGGCAGGGUUGUGUACUAGCACCAACGCUGUUCGGUAUAUUUUUCUCUGUACUCCUCAAAGUUGCGUUCGGAGAUAAUCAACAAGGCAUACACCUUCACACCAGGGUGGAUGGUAAGCUCUUCAAUAUUUCGCUCCUUAAAUCCAAAAAACAUCGCCAGGAUAUUAUCGUUGAUAGCUUACUGUUUGCGGAUGAUGCAGCAUUUGUUGCUUCAAGCCCAUCGCAACUUCAGGAAAUGCUGGAUAGGUUUAAUAAAGCUUGUAAGCAAUUCUCUAUGUCAAUCAACGAAAGGAAGACGGUAAUUAUGACGCAAGGGAUUACUGAGAUACCCACAAUCUCACUGGAUGGUUCACCACUGGAGGUUGUUGAAAACUUCUGCUACCUGGGAUCCACAGUCACAAAUAACCUUUGCCUGGACGCCGAAAUAAACAGCCGCAUCGGUAAGGCCUCUACGAUGUUCGGGAAGCUGAGCGCAAGAGUUUGGCACAACAAAUAUCUAACAGUUAAGACUAAGAUUAUUAUCUACCAGACAUGCAUCUUAUCCAUACUCUUGUAUGGCGCGGAGACCUGGACAUCGUAUGCUAAACAGGAGCGGAGAUUAAACAACUUCCAUAUGCGCUGUCUCCGGCGCAUUUUGGAUAUUUCUUGGAAGGAUCGAGUAACAAACGAGAAGGUGCUUAGUAUGGCGUGCAUACCUAGCAUAACCGCACUUCUUAAACAAAGAAGAUUGCGCUGGCUAGGGCAUGUGCAGCGGAUGGAACCUUCUCGUUUGCCAAGACAAACUCUCCUCGGCCAAAUAUCAGAUGCCAAGCGACCAGUUGGGCGGCCAUUGUUGCGAUUUAAAGAUAGCGUUAAACGCGACAUGGUAUCGUUUAAAAUCGACCCGAACAUCUGGGAAAAACUCUCUGAUGACCGUGAUAGUUGGAGGAAAAAAAUAUCCGAUGGAGUGGUCGCGCAUGACAGUGCCUGGUUCGAUCUGCUCUCCAAAAAACGCGAUCUACGUCACCAACGAAUGGCACAGCCUCCAACAUCACCAGGAACUCAAUUCGUCUGCGGACGUUGCGACCGGCGAUGUCGCUCCCGUAUAGGCCUUGUUAGCCAUCAGCGCAAGUGCCAAAGCCAAACCACCUGA